Messenger RNA from Mercenaria mercenaria, 3815 nucleotides. RefSeq names its product multiple epidermal growth factor-like domains protein 10. Gene Ontology annotation, molecular function: scavenger receptor activity. The transcript has 6 exons. Lineage: Eukaryota; Metazoa; Mollusca; Bivalvia; Venerida; Veneridae. The record is from RefSeq and is a predicted model, not a curated record. Bases 123 to 1823 code for a protein of 566 amino acids.
ACUUCUAUACUUCCUUGAGUUUAUAUAUGCCAUCUUAUAUAAUCAUUACUUGUUUAGUUGUGUAAUAGAAGUGAUAGAUAUAAGUGUUUGUGAAAACAAGAAAAUUGUUGAAAUCUAAUAAAAUGAAGUGGAUUUACAGAGCGGCCAUAUUGUAUGUCAUAGUAAUGCAGUAUACGCUAUCAGAAUUGAAUUGCAAGAUUGACUGCGCAUGUUGCAAAGAUAGACUGUGCAGUAAGUUGUCUCACUAUGCGAACACUUGCACCAAAGGAUGCAUUGAUGGCUACAGAGGAGCCAGAUGUUACAUCAAAUGUGCCAGCAACUGUAAAGCAUGCGACAAGAAUAAUGCAAGUAAUUGUACAAAAUGUCAUGACGACUUUUUAAUAGGAAAUGGAACAACGUGCACGAAGGAAUGUUUAGCUAGAUGUAAAUCAUGUAGUGAUUUCAAUGUUUGUACCGAGUGUCAGCCUGGAUUUUACAAUACAGCAAACACAAGUAAUUGUCCACAUACUUGUCCUUCCAUGUGUGAAGAAUGUUCUUCAUCGCAUGAUUGUAGCACGUGUGCAGUAGGACGCUAUAACGGUCAUGAAUAUGACAGUCCCCACGGUUUAUUGUUAAAUAACUGUACUUAUAAAUGUAACGCACAGUGUCGCGACUGUAUAUCGUAUAGAAAUUGUACAAUAUGUGUAAAGGGAAUGUAUGGGUAUGACUGUCAACAGAAAUGUUCCGAAGGUUGCACACAAGGAAGAUGCGAACAGGAGACAGGACAGUGUCUCUGUAAAAAGCAUUUUACCGGAGACCGGUGUUCAGACUGCGUCACGGGUAAAUAUGGCAAUUUUUGUGAAAUUGCAUGUCCAUUGAAUUGCAAAAACAAUUCAUGUGACAGACAGUCAGGCUAUUGUUCGUUUGGGUGUGAGAGUGACAAUUUCACAGGUCAAACCUGCACUGAAUGUACAGAUGGAAAGUAUGGUGACAUAUGUAAUAAAACGUGUCCUUAUCAUUGCAAAGGUAGUGUUUGUAAUAGACAAAAUGGAAAGUGUUGUAAAGCAAAUUAUAAUGGACCUAAAUGCGAUGAGUGCGUAACAGGUCAAUACGGUCCGAAAUGUAGCGAGAUAUGCCCACACAAUUGUGACAGUGGUAAGUGUGGCAACAUUUCAGGAUAUUGCUUUAAAUGUAAAGGAAAUUACUUUGGAAAUAUAUGUGACAAAUGUAAGAUCGGAUUUUAUGGAAUUACAUGUCAGUAUAGAUGCCCGCUUAAUUGUCAUUAUGACGUUUGCGACAGAGUCAGUGGAAACUGUCUCGCAGGAUGUAAGAACAACUUUUCAGGCAAUAAAUGCUGUCUGAACAGCAUGCAUUGUGAAAACUGUCUCUCAGAUAUAGAAUGUAAUACAUGUGUGCCUGGUUUCUAUGGUGACGAUUGCCAAAAUCUUUGUCAAGAAAAAUGUGCAGCUUCUUCGUGUGAUCGUAAAAGUGGAACUUGUUUAUAUAUAAUCUCCGAUCAUUCCAUGUCUCUUGACCUAGUUGCAAUUGUGGUUCCAGUUUCAGGAAUCGUACUUGUCGCACUUACCGCUCUUCUGGUAAUACUUUUAAGAAGAAAAGGAUUUUGCCACAGGCAACGAAACAUACAACAACAAACGCCAGUAUACUUUGAAAAUUUGCAAGUUAAUUCUCAGAUAAAUGACGGAGUACCUGCGCAAACAUCCGGGAAUGGAUCAGUAUCAGAUGGAGCGUACGACACACUGGAACAAAGGAUUGCAGGUGGUGGCACUACUGAUUACGUGAACGUUAUAGAGCAUGGAAAUUCAGCGGCGGCGACGGACCAAUAGUGGAAGCAAACACAGUCGAAGAAAGGUGACAUAUUAAACUAAGAACCGGGAUCAUGCAAUUGGAUGUGUUGAUUUCUUCUGUGUCAUAUCUUACCGAUUUAUAAAGAUGUGUUUUACUGACUGCAUGUAAUGUAUAUUGACACCUUGUGUAUAUAAAUCAAAUACUAUAGUAUAUGUCAAAUUUUUAAAUUUUGGUGUUUUAUUAGCAUAAGUGAAAGUUUGUUCGUUUGACUCAAAUUGAGAGAUAGCGACCGAACCAUGACUUAUUGCAGAUGAAAACACUGGUAUUUGGAAAUGAUUUUAUGACAUUUGAAUAUUACUUAAAAUGGGGACCGAAAUAAUUUGUGAACGCAACAUGUCGUCGAACGACAUUGAGAAUAAAACAAAGGUAACACUUUCCAUGGAAUAUCCUAACUUCAUGUUUCAAAAUAAAGACGGAAUAUAGUCUCGAUUCAGAAAAAAAACCAGCCAUGAUAUCAUCUGCAAUAACUCUGAAAUAAAAGUAGAAAGAGAAACUAUUUUCUGGAAAUGCUGGUAUUAAAAAGGCAUAAAUUAUUGUUAGCAAUUGUUCAAUUUUAGAACAAAUACAUAUUACAGAUUCAGAGAAAGAAGACUUUGUAUCUCUGCAUCGAUUACAAGAACAAAACUUUCUUAAUUACUUUAAACUGAUAAAAAGCAUCCCUAUAUAUGAUAAAAAUAAAGUCAACUAAGAACUUUUGAUAUAACUCUAGAAAAUCAUUAUCACAAAUGAUAAAGAGCUGUUAGAAACUAAAUCUGUUUUUAAAUAAUACACAGAUAAAGAAUAAAAAAGAUAAAGACUAGUAAAUCUGAAUAUAAAUUGAACAAAACGUUUUUACAUGACAGUUUAACUUGGAAACAGCUAUAGAAGAUUCCAUAUUCAACAACAAUCGCUACACUAUUAGGCAAUUUCCAAAACAGAGUCUUAAGGGGUUUACCACCAAUCAAUAAAUAUCUCUUAACAUGUAAAUUAGUACCAUCAACCGUCCAUGAAUAUAGAAACUGUUGAACAUUUAAAUUGGGAAUAUCCACAUGUACAAAAUGUAUGGUCGCAGUUUAUCAGCUUUUUUUUUAAAGUCUAAAGGCUUACACUAUUGUUUAAGUUACAAAGAUAUAAGUUUCUGUAUAUUCGACAACAAAAGAAAUAAUGAAGUUGUCAACUUUAUUAUGAUUCUUUGCAAUCUUUUUAUGUUUAGAAUGAAAUACAGGAAAACAAUUCCAAUAUUUGAACACUUCAAAGUUUUUCUUAAUAAUAAAAUAACAUUAGAAAAAAAAUGCAUUAGUAAAAACAAGUUAGAAAAGCACAAUCUGAAAUGUUCUCGUUUGUUUUCAGUUCCUAGCAUAUCGUAGUUAACCAUAAGAAAUCCUUUAUUUAGUAUUAAAAUAGAUGGAAUCGGUCAAAUAUUUUUCCCUUCUCCCCCUUCUCUUUUUUUCUUAAGUGAUUAACAUUUUUCAACUUGACCAAAAGUUUAAUGAUAUGAGCCCCGCCAUGAGAAAACCAACAUAGUGCUUUUAGCGAUCAGCAUGGAUCCAAACCAGCCCGGUUAUGUUAUUGCAUAUUAUAGUUAGGUAGCAGGUAAAUCUACGCGACUGAAUGCUAUCGAUUUAGGGAUUACAAACCGUAUUUUAAUAUUUUUCCAUAAAAUAAUUUGUACAGGGAACUAACUUAGCAUUGUAAACAUCAAAAGGUGAUUAUAAUGGCCGUGUUCUGGCACCGUUGAGAUAUUUUGCAUUACAGUUUUCUUAUUUCUAGAUUCUGCUUAUAUAUGAUGUUUUGGUACAUGUUGCUCAUCUCACAGUAUCAAAUUCUAGCAUUGUUUGUAGUAAUUAAAAACUAGUAGUUCGAUGUGUUUAUCUCUGCGUUAAGUGAGACCGUCUUCCCGAUUUUUGUCAAUAGCUUAACAAUAACUAUUUCUAUACCAUAUGUUUAUCUUGCUUUACAACAAUUUGAAUAAAUUUUUAAAUCUGUAGUUA